CCGGUCGACUGCCUCAGGUUUAAACGGCAGCCGCUCUGACUCCGCUUCAGUCUGAGCAGCAGCAGCAGCAGGAUGACUUCCAACACUGCCACCAUGGGACAUCUCCCAAGCGGGUGUGGAAUAUGCACCACCAUCCCCGACAUCUUCUACCUGCCAGAGCUGAUCUUCGGUGGGCUGGUGUGGAUCCUGGUGGCGUCCACGUACGUGGCUCCGCCCAACCCUCAGGGUUGGGUCAUGGCCGUGUCCGUCUUCUGCUUCAUCAUGACCUUCAUCUGGAUGGUGGUGUUCGCCUGCGGGAGCCAUAACAACAAGGCGAGCUGGGCAGCAGCGGACUUCAUUUACCACUUCAUCGCCACCGUCUUCUACCUCAGCGCCUCCACCUCUCUGGCCUUCGUCACUCUGAGUCUGAGCAGGGGCGGCUCAGUCCUCUUCCUGUUCUACCAGCUGGACAUCGCUGCUGUGGUCUUCUCCUUCGUGACGACGCUCCUCUACUUCAUCCACACCAUCCUGUCCGCCAUACGAUGGAAGUCCUUCUAGAACCGCAGCAGGCUUUCGUCUGGACGUGGACGAGGAGGAAGCUCAGCUCACAGCUCCUGUCGAAGCAGAUCACUGAACUUCACCUCUGCCUUCGCUUCGGACACGGAUGUGACAAAAUGAGCAACAGUCCACUUUGAACACGGAGCAGCGCAGAAAACCGUCAGAUGCUUGGAUUUACUGGAGCGAGUGUGAAGAGCAACAGAGAACAACAAAAAUCUCUUUCACUUUUUAUAUGUUGCCUUGUGUGAAUUAAUUUUAGUGCAGAGACACAUCAAAAUUAAAAUAUUAUAGUUACCCUUGAAAACACUCAUAUUUCUCAACACAACACCUUUUCUGUUCAUAUAAAUAUUAACAUCAAUCAUUUCAGUUCAAGCAGAUGCUGCAGCUACAGCAGGAAUGAAAAGCGUCAUCAAACUGGUCUGUUCCCAUUAUUUUGUCCGCCCUGUGCUGGUCUCCUGUUACCUUCAGUCUGUGGCUGCUUUUAUACCUUUAUAUUCAGAUACAUCAAAAUUAAACUGACAUGUGAAUUAGAUUGUUGCAAAUCUUUAGAACUUCUGAUUUGAUGAACAAUAAAUGUGCUUGUUGUAAACCA
Molecule: messenger RNA, 1129 nt
Organism: Betta splendens (Siamese fighting fish)
Lineage: Eukaryota; Metazoa; Chordata; Actinopteri; Anabantiformes; Osphronemidae
Product: myelin and lymphocyte protein-like
Exons: 4
Coding region: 73-537 (154 amino acids)
Biological process (GO): myelination
Cellular component (GO): membrane
Molecular function (GO): structural constituent of myelin sheath
Source: RefSeq, a predicted model, not a curated record